AUGGUGAUAUGGAAUGUUAGCAAGAGUGCUGAAUUUUCAGUGAAAGAGACUUAUAAAUCCUUGCUUCCUCAUAAGGAGUAUAUUACUUGGAAUUCUCUUGUUUGGUUUAGAUUUCGUAUCCCCAGGCCCUCCUUUAUUGCUUGGGUUACUCUCCAUGGUAAGUUGAUGAUUAGGGAUAAGUUAGUUCAAUGGAAGGUCAUAACUAUUUCUUCUUGCUUGUUAUGUGAUGCGGCAGAAGAAAAUGAAAAUCACUUAUUUCAUGGGUCUGAAUUUGCUGGCCAGGUAUGGAGUGGACUAAUUCUUAAAAUGGGAUAUCUAAGAGAGAUCUGCAGCACUUGGCAGGAGGAAAUUCAAUGGUAUGUUUCUCACUUUUGGGGAAAAUCUUGUGUUGCUUUGAUCAAGUUGUUGAUUUUUAACAGCUUCAUUUAUAACAUUUGGAGGGAAAGGAAUUCUAGGAUUUUUGAAGUUAAAUACAAUUCCAUUGAGUCUAUGAGCUUUCUUAUUGUGCAAGAAGUGCGGCUUAAACUGAGUGCCCAUAAGUUGAAAGAUGAAGAAUCCGAUGCUAUAGGAAGUUCAUGGAUAGAUGGAGAGUUAGCUGUGAUUUCAUGCUUAAACAACCAAUUUUAUGUGCCUGGUGUUUGA
This is a messenger RNA of Papaver somniferum (opium poppy), 642 nucleotides long. RefSeq lists its product as uncharacterized. The transcript has a single exon. NCBI's taxonomy places the organism in Eukaryota, Viridiplantae, Streptophyta, Magnoliopsida, Ranunculales, Papaveraceae. Bases 1 to 642 code for a protein of 213 amino acids. The record is from RefSeq and is a predicted model, not a curated record.